AUGGAGCAGCUGCCGCCUUCCCCUUUAUGGACUAGCCCGCCAAGCUCCAGAAACGGUGCGACUCGACUGCGAUCUCUCCAAUAUUGGGACGGAGUUGACCACGACGCCGUUGCUACUGCACGCUGCUCUAUCUUCUCUUGCCGUGAUGCCAGUAGCCAUUAUUCCUUUUCCCAACGUAGUAAACGAGCGUUAGUACACGUCGUGAAUCUCCAUUCAAGCCACAUUGCCCGAACCCCACGCGCGAACAUGGCCACCAAGAAGGAUAUGCGGAGACCGGAGCUCGCUGUUCCAUAUGUCGAACCGCCUGCGAAAGCGUCAGAUGCUUCUGAUAUAAGCAGCACGAUGUCGAACACGAUGCCCAUGGCUGCUAUGUUUUCGAGAAAUAAGAUGAUUGCCUGGGCUGCCGUCACCUUCUCUCUGCAAAACUGGAUGGCGGAAACCCCGGAGCAGCAGAAGAAGUCCGCAACACCAGCAUACAUGGGUGUGAUUAUGGCUUUCCUCUCUGUCAUUGUUACGUACAUGCCCAUGUUUCUCCCUACCCCCGGCAAUCCUGCACCAAAAGCAGCAGCUCCCCCUCCGAUGCCAUCCUCUUAAUCCUCUACCAUUACCCAUUCUGCUCUUGCAAAAGAGGUGUAUUAUCACUCCCGUUUUAUAUUUCCCAGUUAGCUGCAAAUAUUUAUUAUGAAGAAUAUACGCAUGCAAGUUUCUGUAUCCAUAACUACGGUCAGAUGCCAAAUCUUAGAAAAGUGCUUUUGGAGAAAAAAUAUAAAAACUGAACUUGAUCAGACUGUACCUUACUACUAUUUUUGCCCCUUCAUUAACACCUACCUUAUGCUAUUUUCAAAGACUACCCAUUUCCCACCAUCGGUGAUCCUCCUAAAUCCAUCCAUCAAAAU
Blastomyces gilchristii SLH14081 is the source of this 896-nucleotide messenger RNA. RefSeq lists its product as uncharacterized. The transcript is spliced from 8 exons. Gene Ontology annotation, biological process: protein insertion into ER membrane. The record is from RefSeq and is a predicted model, not a curated record. NCBI's taxonomy places the organism in Eukaryota, Fungi, Ascomycota, Eurotiomycetes, Onygenales, Ajellomycetaceae. Gene Ontology annotation, molecular function: protein folding chaperone. Bases 1 to 594 code for a protein of 197 amino acids. Gene Ontology annotation, cellular component: endoplasmic reticulum membrane.